This is a messenger RNA of Sarcophilus harrisii (Tasmanian devil), 1595 nucleotides long. RefSeq names its product platelet-derived growth factor receptor-like protein. Bases 1 to 1245 code for a protein of 414 amino acids. The record is from RefSeq and is a predicted model, not a curated record. The transcript is spliced from 6 exons. Lineage: Eukaryota; Metazoa; Chordata; Mammalia; Dasyuromorphia; Dasyuridae.
AUGAACCCCAGAGAUGUCUGCUUUUUGGCUUUUGUCCUGUUCUUCUGUGUGAUCUCAGCAAAAAGCCAAGGGCCCACCAGAGCUAUCAAGGACGUGGGGAAGAACAUUACUAAACCUGCAGACCCCAGUGAGGUGAAGUCCUCUAAAGGUCUAGGUCACAAGAAGCCCAAACAAGCUGACAGCCAAAAAGUCCCAGAGGCACCGAGAGGCAGAAAGAUAAGACUGGGAGUGGAGACUGAGGUGCCUGGGGCCCUGACACCUUCACCUCCUAACAUUUUGAUCCAGGUGGUAGGGAAGGGACAAUUCCAGAAGGUGGGUGACUCCCUGAGCCUGCAAGCAGGAAAUGCUCUGGAGCUUCGAUGCCGGGGGAAAUCUGUCCGCUGGAGAUUCCCAGUUUAUUUGGAAGAAGAAGGAGAGGGGCGGCUCAGAAUCAAACACUUUACCCAAUACAGCCAGCUCCUGGUGAUGAAUUCAACCAUUGCAGAUACAGGAGAAUACAGCUGCUGGUCCCGGUACUGCCGGAACAGUGAGUGUCAGGAUGUUGAGGAUCGUACGGGGAAAACCUUUGUCUUCUUUACAGAUCUCCAGGAGCUCUUUGUUCCCACUGAAGACUACUAUGAAGUGGUACAGCUUCGGACCAACCAGCCAACCCUGCUGCCCUGCCAGGUGACCAGUCCUGAGGCCCAGGUUACACUGCACAGGGAGUUCCCUCCUGAGGAGGUCUCUGUGGAUGGAGUGGACAUCUCCUUUGAUGCGAAGAAGGGUUUCACCAUCCACAGGCCCCGAGCCUCUUUUGCUGGCUCUCUUUUCUGCAUGGCCAGCCUGGGGGGCAUUCGGCAGAUCUCUACCAAGUACAUACUGAUCUACAUCAACUACCCAUCAUCCUCUCCCAAACCUACCAUUAAAGCUUCAACAAACUCUGUUUCCUUGGGAGAAAAUUUCAAUGUGACCUGCACUGCUCUGGGAGAACCUGAGAUCACUGUAGACUUCACCUGGGAGUAUCCAGGGCAGCUGGUAGGUCGGCCACCCUAUGUCAGUGAAUGUUCUAGUGUGGUGCGCAGAGCUGGACAGGUACAGCAAGAAUGGGAGAGCAUCUUAUAUAUAGAGGAGGCGCGGGUCAAAGAUCAAGGCAUCUAUACCUGUCGAGCCACAAACCUGCAGGGUACCUCGACAGCCAGCACCCGGAUUCGAAUUCUCCAGCCCUCCAGGAUCCUAGUUUCAACAGACAAGGCUGGUGACCAUUAAACUGUUAUACUGCAGGACCUUGACCUGAGGGCACCUGGAGAGUAAGUGAUACAUCCCAGUGUAGGUGGUCCAAUUCAAUUACCCUAGUCAGAGGAUAGAUUUUUCUUUACUCCAAUAGUGUUGUUCAUCUAAAUUUGUUAUAAAUAACCAUUACUCUAGCCACUUGACCCAAGCUCCCAAUCCUCAACCCCUCCAAUAUCUGCUUUAGAUCCUAAAUUCCAGCCCCCAUCCUUUUUUUUUUCUGUCUGGAACCAUGAAUUCCCUUUCCCCUUCCAUUAUUAUUAAUCCCUUCUCCCCCAGCUAGCAAAUAUUUAACCCCAUCACAGCCUCAACAGAUCUGUGGGAAUGAA